AUGCUGUCUCCUCUAAUUGACAAUAGUGAUGACUGGCGCCGUUUGCGUGACAGGGGCUAUGCCAGCGAUGAAUUAUUACGCCGUUGCGAUGUGCAUCACAAGACGCAGUUAGCGCGUCACAUUUUAUGUGUGCUGAUCCAUCACGACGAAAUUAUAGCACUAACGGGCAGUGACGAGGAGCCUGAUAACGGCGUUACGACGCGGUUGCGACGGCAUUUUGCCGAGCUGAAGAGUAAUAAACCGUAUCGGGAGGCAUACGCAGCCAUGGUCGCCUCUGCGGACUGGUCGAUAUUAGAGACGUUUUUUGAGCAAGCGCUCGCCCAGAUGAGUCCUCAGCGGACUCUUCACUACUAA
Molecule: messenger RNA, 354 nt
Organism: Peronospora matthiolae
Lineage: Eukaryota; Oomycota; Peronosporomycetes; Peronosporales; Peronosporaceae
Source: the annotation of a GenBank genome assembly